Messenger RNA from Cryptotermes secundus, 633 nucleotides. RefSeq lists its product as uncharacterized. NCBI's taxonomy places the organism in Eukaryota, Metazoa, Arthropoda, Insecta, Blattodea, Kalotermitidae. Bases 1 to 633 code for a protein of 210 amino acids. The record is from RefSeq and is a predicted model, not a curated record. The transcript has a single exon.
AUGGAACGUACCAACUAUGACCUGUGUGGGGCUAAUGGCACUACCAUCCACACAUACGGAUGGCUGCCUCUCAGCCUCAACUUGGGCCUACGCCGAGAGUUCGCGUGGCGCUUCGUGGUGGCCGACGUCCCGCCUCCUAUCAUCGGCGUCGACUUCCUGUCCCAUUUCGUUUCCCUGGUGGACUGUCGAAACAACCCCAUCCUGGACGGGGUCACGACGCUGUCAGUCCCGGGCUCAGCGGCCAACGCACUGAUCCCCAGUGUGAAGACAAUCAGCAGCAACACACCGAUCGACAGCCCCCUCACAGAUUUCCUUGACCUGACCCGCCCAGCUUUAGUCCAGCGCGUGAUACGACACAACACCGUCCAAUAUAUCAGGACUGUACCUGGCCCACCAGUAACCUGCCGACCACGGCGACUGGCACCGGAGCGACUCGCUAUCACAAAAGCCGAGUUCGACGCCAUGUUGCGGGAUGGUACAGCUCGUCGAUCAAAGAGUUCAUGGGCCUCUGCACUACACAUUGUACCAAAGAAGGACAACGGUUGGCUUCCGUGUGGCGACUACAGAGCUUUAAACCCCCGGACAAUCCCCGACCGCUACCCCGUCCGGCAUAUCCACGACUACUCCCACUAG